Molecule: messenger RNA, 1793 nt
Organism: Kogia breviceps (pygmy sperm whale)
Lineage: Eukaryota; Metazoa; Chordata; Mammalia; Artiodactyla; Physeteridae
Gene: TMEM158
Product: transmembrane protein 158
Molecular function (GO): peptide binding
Source: RefSeq, a predicted model, not a curated record
GCAGACCCGCCCGGCCGUCAGAGAGCUCCCGCGUCGGGGGCGGCGGGGAACCCCAGACACUGCCGGGCCGGGAGGGGGCCCCGCGCCAAGCGAGCCGCUGCCAUCGCCUCCGCGCCGCCCCCGCGGGCUGAGGGGUGCCCGACGCGUCUUCACUCCGCCCGCCGCCAGUCUCCGCGGUCCCGCCGUCCGCUCGCCGGCUCGUCUCCCGCGCGCCAUGCAGCCACCGCCUGCCCUGCGCGCGUAGGCGCCCGCCACAGGCAUGCUGCCCCUGCUCGCCGCGCUGCUGGCCGCCGCCUGCCCGCUGCCGCCCGCCCGCGGCGGGGCCGCGGACGCGCCGGGCCUCCUCGGGGCGCCCCUCAACGCCUCGGUCAACGCGUCGUCUGCGGACGAGCCUGCCGCCCCGCGGCUGCUGGUCUCGGCUGCGCCCGGGGCCCCCGAGCGCCCUGGCCCGGAGGAGGAGGCGGCGGCGCCGUGUAACAUCAGCGUGCAGCGACAGAUGCUGAGCUCGCUGCUCGUGCGCUGGGGCCACCCGCGGGGCUUCCAGUGCGACCUGCUCCUCUUCUCCACCAACGCGCAUGGCCGCGCCUUCUUCGCCGCCGCCUUCCACAGAGUCGGGCCGCCGCUACUUAUCGAGCACCUAGGGCUGGCGGCGGGAGGCGCGCAGCAGGACCUGCGCCUCUGCGUGGGCUGCGGCUGGGUGCGCGGCCGCCGCCCCGGCCGCCUCCGGCCCGCCGGCGCCACCGCCGGGACGCCUACCGCGCUGCCCGCCUACCCCGCGGCCGAGCCCCCCGGGCCGCUGUGGCUGCAGGGAGAGCCGCUGCAUUUCUGCUGCCUGGACUUCAGCCUGGAGGAGCUGCAGGGCGAGCCGGGCUGGCGGCUGAACCGCAAGCCCAUCGAGUCCACGCUGGUGGCCUGCUUCAUGACCCUGGUCAUCGUCGUGUGGAGCGUGGCCGCCCUCAUCUGGCCGGUGCCCAUCAUCGCCGGCUUCCUGCCCAACGGCAUGGAGCAGCGCCGGACCACCGCCAGCACCGCCGCCGCCGCCGCCGCCCCCGCCGCAGUACCCGCUGGGACCACUGCCGCCGCCGCAGCCGCAGCCGCAGCCGCCGCCGCAGCCGCGGCCGUCACCUCGGGGGCGGCGACCAAGUGACCCGCCCCACUCCUCCCCUUGUCCUCCCUAUGUCCGCGCUCUCGGUGCCUUUCCCGCCGGGAGACUCGGCCGGUGUGCUUCGUGCAGUAGUGACCGUUAGUUCUUCCGGGGAGGGGUCCGCGGAAGAGGCCCCAGCGUGUGGGAAAAGCCAGGUUUGUGCCGCGCUUCUGGCUCCGAAAAGCAGAUGCAAGCCCUUGCCUCGCAGGGUGAUAUCCGCAGCUUGGAAGACGGAGAGGAGGGAAAUGGGGCCCUUUCCCCUCUUUGCGUCCCCCUGCCCUCCUUCCUCCCCGCACCCACGUGCCCUAUAUUCAUGGCAGAAAAUGACCAAAUCCUGUGUAUUUGUUUUAUAUAUUUAAUAACUGUUUUAAAUGAAAGUUUUAGUAAAAAAAAAAAAUCAAAUUGCUAUUGCUGUAGUAAGGGAAGCUCUUUGUAUCUGAACAUAGUAUUUGAAGUUUGUUGUUUUUUAAUUUAUUUAAAAGGGGGAGGAGGCAUGGGAAUGAUUUAACACUGAUAUAUUGUUACCGCUGAAAAUGAACUUUAUUAACUUUUUUUUCCAAGUCGAUCUAUCCAGUGACGUGGCCAGAUGGGCGUUUCUUCUUGUACUUCUGUGUUUUUUUGGCUUUUAAUACAGACAUUUUCCUCCAGA